UAUCUCAUAGUGGUCCAAGGCCCAAAUUAUUCAAAGCCCCCACAUUUUGACUGGCUGAAGUUGCUCACACCAAGGCUUAAACCUUGGUCCCAUCUAUGAAAGAUGGAGCAAGACACCAUAAAUCUGUUACUCACUUGGUGCCCAAAUGACAAUUAAUGGCAUUGGUGCAAGUCAAUGAAUCCAAUAUAAAUAGACCUUGAAGUCGCCAACAUCAUCAGUGCAAUGCAUAAUAGUAGCAUCCAAAUCACAUACUAUUUGCAAUGAAUAUGCUUUCUUAUCUGAUCCUAGUACUUGCGUUGAUAGCCAGUAGAUCAUUUUGCUUUCCACAAACUAGUUUCGCAACAAAACUGAUAGGAAUGGCAGCGUUGGAAGCAAAAUUUCCUACCGAAACAUUUGCUAGAAAGUUGCAGGUAGUGUCACCAGCCAGGAAGAAAAGAGGAAGAAGGCCAAGGGCUCCGCCAUCUCCGACAGCUAAUCCUAUCGAGUCACCUGUCGUUCCCAGCCCAAAGCCACCACCAGGUUCAUUUCCGCCUCUACCAGCUCCAUUUCCACCUCCACCGCCAUGCCAUCAUUAAAAUUAAAAUAUGAUACAAGCAAAAUUUAUUUUAUAAAGUUCUUUUAGUCGCAUUAUGUAACCGACCUGUUCUCAUCUAACCAAUAUAAAUUUAGAUCUUAAUAGAUUGGUUGUACUUCCUCCGUUUCAAAAUAGAUGGGACAUUGUCUAUUUUGGGGUGUUUCAAAAUAGAUGAUACAUUGUUAUUUUUUUCCUUAUUUAGUAAUUUUUGCCUUACAAUUUUACCAUUUUACCCUUACUAACUUGUGUUAUGUUCUUUAAUCUACAUCUAAUAAUCUGAUUAAUCAUAACCUAAAACUAAUGAUUCCCACCAUUUUUUAUGACCCACCAACUACCCCAAUUGAAUUCCCACCCCACCUCUUCAUCUAACCUAGGGUUCUUCAUCAUCAUUCAUCUCCCUCAUAACUGCUCAUCUCCCUCAUAACUGCUCAUCUCCCUCUCCCUCAUAACUGCUCAUCUCUCUAUAAGUUUUUCAGAUUUACUCUCUCUCCCCUCAUAGCUUCGUCUUCAGAUCUUCUUUCUCUCUCUCCUCAUCUUCGUUUUUCUUUCUGUUCUUCGCAAUUUUGCUUCAAAAUCAUUUUCUCUCUCCUAAAAAAUGGUUUGUGAUAUCAAUUUGGAACCUUUGAUUGAUGCGCAUUUUGAAACUACGGAUGAGGGAGAGGCGACGUUCAUAAUUGACGUCAUUCGAUCAAUUGAAAAUGGUUCUCCUUGGCCCCGUAGACUUUACGAUUCAAGGGCUGCUUCAAAGUGUAUGGGUCCAACUACUUGCAAAGCUUUGGGUGUUGUUCUUGAGGAAAUCAAGGACAUGAAGGAACCUUGGUUUCCUGAUGAUUUAUUUAGUGAGUCCUCUGAAGAAGAAGAAAUUAUAGAUCUGGUGAGUUCCGAGGAAGAUGUGAAAGAAAAAGUGAUUUUCAAAACUCCCACUUUACCCCCACUCUCUGUCUCAAAAAAACCUAAUUCUGAACGCGUUACUGUUUGUGCUCUUCCUUGUAUGGGUUCUGAGAUGAAUUACUAUUCAUACAACCGAAAAGGAAAGGCUAAGGUGGGUUCUUUUAAAGAAAGUGGUGGUAGUGGGAGUAAAUCGGUCAUGAAAUCUGGUUCAAAGAGGAAGGGGAUAGUGAUUGGUGGUACAGAUUUAAACAAAAAUUACAGUAAUGGAGAUCUGAAAGUGACUGAAAUACUUUGGCUUUCUUUCCCCAUUCUCCAUCUCCAACAGUGGGUGUGCCAGGUAGAAUGUGGGAUAGCACCCACUUCAUCCUCUCCAAUUUGUGAGUCUCUGUCAAACUUGGAUGGUUACUACUUGUAUGGCUUCUGA
Beta vulgaris subsp. vulgaris (sugar beet) is the source of this 1889-nucleotide messenger RNA. RefSeq lists its product as uncharacterized. The transcript has 3 exons. NCBI's taxonomy places the organism in Eukaryota, Viridiplantae, Streptophyta, Magnoliopsida, Caryophyllales, Amaranthaceae. The coding region runs from base 1170 to 1889 and encodes 239 amino acids. The record is from RefSeq and is a predicted model, not a curated record.